This is a messenger RNA of Rosa rugosa (rugosa rose), 3943 nucleotides long. Its product is annotated as LRR receptor-like serine/threonine-protein kinase RGI5. Bases 534 to 3770 code for a protein of 1078 amino acids. Gene Ontology annotation, biological process: protein phosphorylation. Lineage: Eukaryota; Viridiplantae; Streptophyta; Magnoliopsida; Rosales; Rosaceae. The record is from RefSeq and is a predicted model, not a curated record. Gene Ontology annotation, molecular function: receptor serine/threonine kinase binding; protein kinase activity; ATP binding. The transcript has 2 exons.
UGCUCUAGCUCCCUUGGACCUCAAAGCUUAUACUAACCACCGCCACCGGCCACCACCAUCACCAUUUGAAAAUCUUGAAAGCCAUUAAGACACAUGGGUUCUGGUUCUGUGUACACCACAAGAGCCCAGGUUUAGCCUUUUCUUCAUCAUCAUCAUUGUCUCCAUCCCCGCCAGAGGAGCUUUCAGAAGAAGAGAGAAGCUUCAGACCAGAGAGCAUUUUCCGGUAAGAUAAGAUUUUCAUCACACUCCACCAUUGCUUUGACUAAGUUGAAGUUAAAUACUGUGUGACACAAGCUAGCUCUUUUGUUCACAUGCACGGGUUUCAGCUUGAACAAACAACAACAAUAACAACACCUUGUUGUGAAAUUCAAGCAUUAUCUCACAGAGAACUUCCUUCACAUGCAUGUUGUCUCCUACUCUCCUAGAGUAGACUUUCACCACCACCACUAUCACCACCAUAAUCACCAACCUCAAGAACCCAUUUAUUAACCAUCUCCAUCAAUCCCCUUUCCUCAGCUACCCCAGCUACCCAAAUGGAAAACCAAAGACUCACCAGUACUACUUUUUCCUUCACAUUGUUCAUCAUUUUCAUAACAAUGUCCAAACUAACCUUGGUCUCCUCUCUGUCCCCUGAUGGCCAAGCUCUUCUCUCCCUUCUUCCUGCAAAGCAAUCUUCCUCUGUACUCUCCUCAUGGAACCCAUCAAGCCAGACACCAUGUUCAUGGCAAGGAAUCACAUGCUCACCACAAAACAGAGUCAUCUCCCUCUCUCUCCCCAACGUUUUCCUCAACCUCUCCUCUUUACCCCCACAGCUCUCCUCUCUCUCAUCUCUCCAGCUUCUCAAUCUCUCCUCCACCAACAUUUCAGGCACUAUCCCACCUUCCUUUGGACAACUUACUUAUCUUCGCCUCCUCGACCUCUCCUCCAACUCUCUGUUUGGUCCGAUUCCUCCAGAACUAGGCGCUCUCUCUGCUCUCCAGUUCCUCUUCUUGAACUCAAACAGAUUGUCAGAUAAAAUCCCUCAACAACUUGCCAACCUCACUUCACUUCAAGUCCUUUGUCUCCAAGACAAUCUCAUCAACGGCUCGAUACCCUCCCAACUCAGUUCUUUGGCUUCCCUCCAACAGUUUCGUGUUGGUGGGAAUCCAUAUAUAACCGGAGAAAUUCCUUCCCAGUUGGGACUACUCACCAAUCUCACCACAUUCGGAGCUGCGGCUACUGGACUUUCCGGGACUAUUCCACCCACAUUUGGAAACUUGAUCAAUCUUCAGACACUGGCGCUCUAUGAUACUGAAAUAGUUGGUUCAAUACCACCCGAAAUCGGGCUUUGUUCUGAGCUGAGGAACUUGUACCUGCACAUGAACAAGCUCACUGGCUCCAUUCCUCCACAAUUAGGUAAGCUGCAAAAGCUCACCAGCCUGCUUGUUUGGGGAAAUGACUUAUCAGGAUCAAUCCCCGCUGAGAUUUCCAACUGUUCCUCACUUGUUGUUCUCGAUGCUUCUGCAAAUGAUCUCACUGGAGAGAUUCCAAGAGACUUGGGGAAGCUGGUGUUCCUUGAACAGCUUCACCUAUCGGAUAACUCGCUUACAGGGUCGAUUCCAUCGCAGCUCAGCAACUGUAGCAGCCUUACAGCUCUCCAGCUCGACAAGAAUCAGUUAUCAGGGACAAUUCCAUGGCAGGUUGGUAAUCUGAAAUACUUGCAGAGUUUCUUCUUGUGGGGCAAUGCAGUGUCUGGAACUAUUCCUGCCUCGUUUGGGAACUGCACUGAACUGUAUGCACUUGAUCUUUCGAGAAACAAGCUCACCGGGUCAAUACCAGAAGAGAUUUUCUGUUUGAAGAGACUGAGCAAGCUUUUGCUUCUGGGAAAUUCUUUAUCCGGCAGGUUGCCACCUAGUGUAGCAAAAUGUCAAUCUCUAGUGCGGCUGAGACUCGGUGAGAACCAGCUUUCAGGACAAAUUCCAAAGGAGAUAGGCCAACUGCAAAACCUUGUGUUCCUUGACUUGUACAUGAAUCAUUUCUCUGGAGGCCUUCCCAUUGAGAUUGCCAACAUCACAGUUCUUGAGCUACUGGAUGUGCACAAUAACUACAUUGGUGGCGAAAUCCCAUUUCAGUUUGGGGAGCUCGUAAAUUUGGAGCAGCUUGAUCUGAGCCGAAACAGCUUCAAGGGUGAGAUUCCUUGGAGCUUUGGGAACUUGAGUUACUUGAACAAGCUCAUCAUCAACAACAAUCUUCUCACAGGUUCAAUACCAAAGUCUUUUCGAAAUUUGCAGAAGCUGACGUUGUUGGAUUUGAGCUUCAACAGCCUCUCUGGUGCAAUCCCAUCUGAAAUCAGUCAUGUGACAAGCUUGCAAAUCAGUUUGGACUUGAGUUCCAAUGGUUUUACAGGAGAACUUCCGGAGACAAUGGCGGCUUUGACACAGUUACAGUGUCUGGAUCUUUCCCAUAAUAUGCUCUUUGGGAAAAUUAAGGUUCUUGGCUCUCUAACUAGUCUCGCUUCCCUUAAUAUCUCCUGCAAUGAUUUCUCAGGUGCUAUCCCAAUAACCACCCCGUUCUUCAGAACUCUCUCCUCAAAUUCUUACCUUCAAAAUCCACAUCUUUGUGAGUCUAAUGAUGGCUCUACUUGCUCUUCAAGUCUAAUGCGGAAGAAUGGCUUGAAAUCUUCGAAAACUAUUGCUUUAAUUUCUGUGAUUCUCUCUUCAGUAACUAUAGCAGUUGUUGCUUCAUGGAUUCUUGUGAUGCGAAAUCAUAGAUAUAUGGUAGAGAAAUCUUUAGGAGCAUUAGCAUCCUCGUCGGGGGCUGAAGAUUUCUCCUAUCCGUGGACUUUCAUCCCAUUCCAGAAGUUCAAUUUCACUAUUGACAACAUCUUGGAUUGUUUGAAAGAAGAAAAUGUGAUUGGAAAAGGAUGUUCUGGGGUCGUCUACAAGGCAGAAACGCAAACCGGAGAGCUAAUUGCGGUGAAAAAGUUGUGGAAGACAAAGCGAGAGGAAGAACCAAUAGACUCUUUCGCUGCAGAGAUUCAAAUUCUUGGACACAUUCGCCACCGGAACAUUGUGAAGCUCCUAGGGUACUGUUCAAAUAGAAGUGUCAAGCUACUUCUUUACAACUUCAUUCCCAAUGGCAAUCUACAACAACUAUUGCAAGACAAUAGGAACUUGGACUGGGAAACGAGGUACAAGAUUGCUAUUGGGUCAGCUCAGGGUUUGGCAUACCUUCAUCAUGAUUGUGUCCCAGCAAUUCUUCACAGGGAUGUGAAGUGCAAUAACAUAUUACUAGAUUCCAAAUGCGAAGCUUAUCUUGCAGAUUUUGGUCUUGCGAAAUUGAUGAACUCCCCAACUUACCAUCAUGCUAUGUCCAGAGUUGCUGGCUCUUAUGGUUACAUUGCACCAGAGUAUGGAUACACAAUGAACAUAACAGAGAAGAGUGAUGUCUACAGCUAUGGUGUGGUUUUGCUAGAGAUCCUAAGCGGACGUAAUGCCGUUCAGCCCCAGAUUGGUGAUGGACUACACAUUGUUGAAUGGGUGAAGAAGAAGAUGGGAAGUUUCGAACCAGCUUUAUCAGUACUAGAUACAAAGCUCCAAGGCCUGCCAGAUCAAAUGGUUCAAGAGAUGCUGCAAACACUAGGAAUAGCAAUGUUUUGUGUCAACUCUUCGCCUGCAGAACGACCCACCAUGAAGGAAGUGGUGGCAUUGCUAAUGGAGGUUAAGAGCCAACCUGAAGAAUGGGGAAAAACUUCCCAACCCCUAAUAAAGCAGUCUUCAAAUCAAAGUUAAUUUUUUUUUCCCUUUUAUCCUUUGUUUUUCUUUUAGCUUGCAAGGACAUCAGUUAUUAAUUCUUCUAUCCCAAUAUAAGAGAAGGUUUGAGUAGUUAAAUUCGUCCAUUUGGAUGCUAAGGCUAGUAGUCUUUAGGUUUCUUGUACAGUUUUGAGACAUCAGUAUGUUGAAAU